AUGCUACUUCAAUAUAAUCUAAGUGAUUUUCAAGAUGCUAAUGAAUUCUUGUCUAAAAUGGCUGUUAAAAUGGGUAGUUUAAGAAAAGGUGGUCUACCAGAUAUUCAUAAAGCUGCACAACGAAUACUUUCUGAUUGGACUAAUGGUAAAUUAACGUAUUUCACUGAACCACCUGAACGAACAAAUGAAAUAAUUAGUACUGAACUUGUUACACAAAUGAAAGAAGCAUUUGAUAUUGAUGCUUUAUUGAAUAGCGAACAUGAACAAUUGAAAGAUUUAGAAAAUAGUUCAUUUACUGAAAUAACUCUUCCAGAAUUAGCUCGAGCACAAACUGAUCUUGAAAUGAAUGAAGAAGAAAAUCUAUCGGAAAAUGAAAAUAGUAUUAUAGAAGCUAUGGAUGAAGAUGAUGAAGAUCAUCAAUCGACAACAAAAACUUUGGAUCAAGCUCAUUUUACAGUUCAAGCUGUGGAUAAAACAAAACGUUUAUUGAAAAAGCAAGCAAUUGAUUCAGCUGAUAAACUACAUGAUGAUGAAAUUCGACGAUCAAUUCAUAGAUCUAAUCUAACUCGACAGCAAGAAUUUAAAAAAAUUAAAAAAAACCAAAGGAAAUUAGAAAAAUCUAUGGAAAGUCUAGGAGAUGCACUCGAUUCUAUUAUUCGACUUACACCAAUAUCGAUUACAAAUGAUUCCGUUGAUGAUUAA
Molecule: messenger RNA, 702 nt
Organism: Rotaria sp. Silwood2
Lineage: Eukaryota; Metazoa; Rotifera; Eurotatoria; Philodinida; Philodinidae
Source: the annotation of a GenBank genome assembly